Linepithema humile (Argentine ant) is the source of this 2303-nucleotide messenger RNA. It is a transcript of the gene Taf5, whose product is annotated as TATA-box binding protein associated factor 5. The record is from RefSeq and is a predicted model, not a curated record. Gene Ontology annotation, molecular function: protein binding; RNA polymerase II general transcription initiation factor activity. Gene Ontology annotation, biological process: transcription initiation at RNA polymerase II promoter. Gene Ontology annotation, cellular component: transcription factor TFIID complex. Lineage: Eukaryota; Metazoa; Arthropoda; Insecta; Hymenoptera; Formicidae.
CCUACGGGAUUCUUGGACAUUGGCUACGUAGUUCAAUGUGCACGUUUUGUGCAUAUAGAGGCGCUAGCCCACAGAACACGUAAAAUGCGGACAUGUCCACUCUCAGUCUUCUCUCUAUAUAUUUGUAUGCAUGUGUUGAUAUUGUGAUAUGUAUCGUACAGUAUAAAGUUUUUUAUACUUUACUUUAUAGAAAUUGUAACAGAAAUUGUGCAUUGUUAACAAUAACAAUUAUACAAAUAUGGAUAACGAUAAAAACACCAUGCUUGCUGUUUUACAGCUUUUGAAAAAAUAUAAUUUGAAGGGGACCGAAGAAUUAUUUAGAAAGGAAGCUAAUCUCACAGAUAUUUCAAUUGAUGAGACUCAUCAAACAGAUUCUGACGUAACUAGUGUUCUUUCUGCUUAUAAAAGUGAAGGAGACCCUGCACAGUAUGAGAAAGCAUACAGUGAAUUAAAAAAAUUUGUAGAAGGAGCUUUGGAUAUAUAUAAACAUGAAUUGGGGACUAUAUUAUAUCCAGUUCUGGUGCAUAUGUAUCUAGAAUUAGUUUAUAAUAACCAUUCAGAAGAAGCAAAACAACUUAUGGAAAAGUUCAGUGGAAAUUUAGAAGAAUAUUACCAAGAUGACUUGAAAAAAUUAUCCAAUGUAACAAAACGGGAACAAAUGGCGGGGAAUGAAUUAACUGACACUUUCAAAUCUAAUCAGUUUAUAAUUAGAAUGUCAAGGGACACUCUUUCCAUACUGAAACGACAUUUACAAGAAAAGAAGCAUAGUGUUUUAUUAAAUAUCAUACAGGAACAUCUUUAUUUUGACAUGUAUGAGGGUGUUGCUCGUAACAAACAACAGAUUGAUGCAACAUCAGGAGCUAUGGUAGGCGAAGCUACUAGACAAGAUAACAAAACCAAAGUUUAUUAUGGACUUCUAAAGGAACCAGAUAUUCAGUGUGUACCACCGGCUGAGGAAGAAGAGGAUGAUACAGGUGGCGGAGAUGGAGAUAAACCGAAGAAGAAAAAGACUAAAAAAGAUCCUUUGUUUUCAAAAAAGACUAAAUCAGAUCCAAAUGCACCACCUGUAGGCAGGAUGCCUUUGCCUAACUUAAAAGAUGCAGAUAAAUUGGAAAAAGUUAAAGCAUUGAGAGAAGCAACAAAAAGAGUUAUUGUAGGACCUGAUACCCUACCAUCUAUAUGUUUUUAUACAUUAUUGAAUACAAUUCAUACUGUAACAGCGGCAGAAGUAGCGGAAGAUUCGAGUUUAUUAGCUAUCGGAUUCAGUGACUCUGGCAUAAAGAUAUGGAGCUUGGUUCCACAGAAACUAAGAUUAAUGAAAACGGGCGAACAAUUAGCGGAUAUUGAAAGGGAAGCAGAUGAUGUGUUGGUCAGAAUGAUGGAUGACCGAACGUCGGAAACUGCAAGAAGUCUAUAUGGGCAUAGUGGGCCAAUUUAUAGUCUUUCAUUCAGUCCAGAUAGAAAUCUAUUGCUUUCAUCAUCAGAGGAUACAACAAUACGCUUAUGGUCACUUCAUACAUGGACAUGUGUUGUCUGCUACAAAGGCCAUUUAUUUCCCGUAUGGCAUGUAAGAUUCUCAUCGCAUGGCUAUUAUUUUGCAAGUGCUUCAAGUGAUAAAACUGCUAGAUUAUGGGCAACCGAUGUUCAUCAACCAUUACGAAUAUUUGCUGGGCAUUAUGCAGAUGUUGAUAUAAUCCAGUUUCAUCCAAAUUCGAAUUAUGUUGCAACUGGUUCAAGUGACAUGACUGUGAGAUUAUGGGAUUGUGUGUCUGGUAGUCAAGUUCGAUUAAUGACUGGACACAAAGGAUCAAUCUUUUCUUUAGCUUUUUCAACCGAAGGACGAUUUUUAGCUUCGGCUGGUGCUGAUCACCGUGUACUUGUAUGGGAUUUGGCACAUGGUCAUCUUGUUGCAGCUUUGUCGGGCCAUACAGGCAAUAUUCAUUGCCUAUCGUUUAGUCGAGAUGGCAAUAUUCUAGUCUCUGGAUCCUUGGAUUAUACAUUGAAAUUAUGGGACUUUACAAAAUUAGCGGAGGAAAUGAGUUUAGAAGACGUUAACGUUUCACAUAAUCCAGAUGUAAAAACUAAUGCAGAAUCUUAUCUACUGCGUACCUUUGCUACAAAAAAUACAUCUGUCUUAGCGUUACAUUUUUCACGUAGAAAUUUAUUGUUAGGUAUUGGUAUGUUCGAUUCAACAUGAUUCAUGAUAUCUCUCUUGUAUCGUUUUUCAUUCAUCAUUUCAUAUAUAUGGAAUAUAUUAAUCAUAGUUGUAUCAUAAGAAUCAUGAAUAAAUAUUUUGCAUUUAU